Molecule: messenger RNA, 1047 nt
Organism: Fonsecaea pedrosoi CBS 271.37
Lineage: Eukaryota; Fungi; Ascomycota; Eurotiomycetes; Chaetothyriales; Herpotrichiellaceae
Exons: 2
Coding region: 1-1047 (348 amino acids)
Source: RefSeq, a predicted model, not a curated record
AUGGCAAUCCCCGGAGACGACGAGCAUACACCCAACGGUGCGCACGCGGAGGUUUCCGACAAUGAGCCGGUAGCUGUGGCUCCCGAGGUGCCAGCAAUGCUCCAUGUGCAUGAUCUGCCCCAGCUUCAUCAAAAGCCGUCAGCAACCACGCUCCUUCGCGCCUUGGAUCUUCUCGUUGCAGAGCCGUCGAGCUUUUCGCCUUUUGCAAACACCAGGCGUCCCAAAGUAAGCGAGCAGGGGGUUUCAAGAUAUCUUACCUCGAUUGUCUCCUCGGGCCUGAAUUGGAUUGGGGACGAAGACCAAAAGGAUGCAAUAUGGGGCGCUGCAAGUGCCCGCCUCAGCGAACGUUCGGGCAGAAGUGCAAUGCCUGCCAUGACGCGCUCGUUCGAGAUUUGUACCGACCUCACGGUUAAUUUGCACGAGCCUACCUUGACAGAAGACAAUCUUGGGCUCAAGACCUGGACCUCAUCGGUCUUGCUGUCACGCCGACUCCAAGAUUGUCGUAGAUAUCUUCCAACCGAGCCCACUCGAGUGUUGGAGCUAGGCGCCGGCACUGGUUUGGUCGGGAUUUCGGCCGCAUGCAUAUGGAAAACUCAUGUGCUGCUAACUGACCUGCCGCAGAUCCUACCAAAUCUUCGAGGAAAUCUUGAGCAAAACCAGGAAUUGAUCACAAGGAGUGGUGGGAGCACUGAGUCACGGGCACUUGACUGGGUUGAUGAGACGGACACGCCAAAACGUGACGAAGACAAGUUCAUGGUCAUUGUGGCAGCCGAUUCUAUCUAUUCUCCCGAACACCCUAAGAUGCUUGUGAAUGCUGUCACUCGCUGGAUCUGCCGUUCGCCAGAGGCCAGAUUCAUCAUUGAACUACCGUUACGUGAUGGUUAUGACGAGGAGAGACAAAAUUUGCGCAGUAUAUUGCAACAGCACAAGUUUGACUUGGUACUCGAAGGCACAGAGGUCGGUUUUGACGAUUGGUACCAACAAGAUGGCAGCCCAUCCGAGGUUACAUGUUGGUGGAGUAUAUGGAGGCCCAAUACCCAGGUCUGA